Messenger RNA from Drosophila busckii, 2901 nucleotides. RefSeq lists its product as uncharacterized. Bases 1 to 2901 code for a protein of 966 amino acids. The record is from RefSeq and is a predicted model, not a curated record. The transcript has 9 exons. Lineage: Eukaryota; Metazoa; Arthropoda; Insecta; Diptera; Drosophilidae.
AUGUGGCGUGUCCAGCUGUUCCUUUUGCUUUCCACCUGCUUUCUCAUACCGCAUGAGGCAAAGCCGACGACAACGCGUAGCAGCAGCGUUGCAACAUCCACCCCUGCCGCGCUAUUGGGACGACGCAGCAACAAUAUUGGCAGUCUGGCGGCCAAGGAUUUGGCCGACUUACUGCUGGCCAGCAUGCAGGCGCGCAAUGUCAAACUGUCGGACGAGCAGCAGUCGGUGAUUAAGUCGCUGCGCGGCAUGGAACCGAUGAAAGGGGAACGCGACUCGGUGUUGCUGCAACUGGGCAUGGAUGUGAUUAUUGAUGGGCUCAUUGGUGGCAGCAGCGAGAGCAGCUGUGCGCGUGUAAUUAAGCACAUUGGCCAGUCGAAUGACAAGAAUAGUCUGACGCUCAGUCUGAAAUCCUUCCUCGCUCUCUGCCGCUUCAACAGCAUCGAAUGCUCGCAGCAACAGGUGGUGCAACUCAUCAAGAGCACCACAGCCCAUGCCCACAAUACGCCACCUGCAGUUGAAGGUAGUCGCAGCACUCGCACCGCUUUGGCUCAAUCAACCAGCAGCACUUUGACGAACAAAAGUGAUCGCCAGUCUAUUAUGAAUUUCCUGCAGGCGCGUCGAGUGAAGGAGCUGAGUGCCAUAUUGAAUGCUCUGCUGCAAGUGUGUGGCGCAUCCAGUGCGGAGGCAACGAGUAUUGUGCAGAAUCUAGUCGAAAUGGGCCCCAAGGACGAGCAAUCCACACUCAAGGUACUGCAGACCAAUGGCUUCAGCACAUUGAUCAUCUCGCUGAUGGAUAGCCUGACUUCCAUAGCUGAUGGCCAGAAGAGCGGCUUCUGUGCAGCCACCUCAGACAGUUGGAUUGUGCGUCUGCUCAACAUGGGCAUCGAUAAGGUCGUCAUAAUGGGACUGCUCACUGCACUGGAUCGCUCUAUGCCAGCAACAACUAAUGCGAUAAUGACUCAAGGAAAUGCUAUGGCUAAUCUGGUGGCCGCCGAUGUGCCACUCAGCAAGAAUGCGCCCAAUGCAAAGCGUCAGAUUGGCUCGCUGCCGCUUGCUGGCAAUUUGAUAGGCAACAGUUUGACAUCUGGACCUUCGGAUGUUAUUAUGGGCAAUCAGAAUCUAGUUGGCAAGGCUGUUGGCCUCACUGCACCAGUGUUGGCUAAUGUUAAUGCGCUAAACUCGAUUAGCAGCACUGCUACGGGUGCUGCUGGCGGCGGCGCUGCUGGCGCUAGCAAUCUCAUUGGCAAUACAGCUAACUUGGGUGCUCAAAAUAUUAUCAAAGGCAAUGGCAACACUGAUUUGAGCCUGCUGCAAGGUCAAGUGCCAGUUGCAGCGAAUCUGCUGGCUCUGAAUAGCAUAACAAGUAGCGGUCCGCUGGCUGCAGCCUCGGGCGUGCUCUCCAAGACGCCAGUGGGCGGCAAUGCCAUUGGCAAUAAUCUGAAUAUGGGACCACGCAACAUUAUCAAGGGCAAUGGCAAUACCAAAAUUACGGGCGUGGAUCUAUUGGCGCCUGUAAUGGCCAAUGCUAAUCUAUUGAAUUCGAUACAGAGUGUUGCAACAGGAGGCGCAGCGGCUGGUGGCGCUACAAAUGCUGCACGCAACGCUGCUGCUGGCAACGCUAUUGGCAACAGUUUGCAAACUGGUCCCAGAAACAUUAUCAAGGGCAAUGGCAACACCAAGUUGACAGGUGUAGAUCUAACUGCUCCUAUACUGGCGAAUGUGGGUCUGUUGAAUUCUAUAACUGGUGGCAGCUCCAGUCCACUGGGCGGUCUGCUGGGUGGUGGUGGCAACAACAUUGGCAAUGCAGCUAACUUGGGUGCUAAGGAUGUCAUUAUAGGCAACAACAAUAAGGACAUAAGCUUGGUCAAUGGCGAGAUUCCAGUGCUGGCCAAUGUAUUGGCUUUGAAUAGCAUAACAAGCGGUUUGGGCGGCGGCAGCGGCGGCGGCGGCGUUGGCGCCGGACUGCCCAUUGUGGGUGAUCUGCCAGUUGUGGGCGGUGUAGUGAACAAUGUGGUGGGCACUGUAGGCGCGGUGCCUGUUGUGGGCGGCGUAGUCGGCGGUGUAGUGAACACUGUGGGCGGCGUUGUUGGCAAUUUAGGCGGCACAGUGGGCGGCGUUGUGGGCACAGUGGGCGGCGUUGUCGGCGGCGUUGUUGGCGCACUUGGCGGCAUUCUAGGCACCUUGGGUGACGUGGCCAAUCCACUGCUGGGCAAUGUGUCCGGCGUUAGCGGCAAGGGAGUGCGUCCAGAGGAUACAGUGGCGGUCGUGAACGAAAAGGGCGAGACGCUGGUCAAGUUUGUGGACAAAUUGCCAGCGGGCAAUAAUAUUGGCAAUCAAAUUAAGCGCGGUCCCAGGCAAAUUGUGCGUGGUGACAACAACAAGAUCGUACGUCUGGUCAAUCUGGAUGUCACUGCGGCGCUCAAUGUGGUUGCUGCCAAUGCCAUUCGCGGCAGCGGCGACGCCUGCAUUGGCAACCAAGUCAGCACUGGACCCGAUACGAUUAUUGAGGGCAAUGAUAAUACGAUGAUUACCUUGGUGAAUGCCGAUAUUAUGGCCUUGAUCAAUGUUGUGGCGCUGAAUCAAAUCAUUGGCACGGUGGGCAACAAUUGUGAGACACCAGAGCCACCAACGCCAGAGCCUCCAACUCCAGAGCCACCAACGCCAGAGCCACCAACUCCAGAGCCUCCAACUCCAGAGCCUCCAACUCCAGAGCCACCAACUCCAGAGCCUCCUACUCCCUAUCCACCCACACCCAUGCCACCCACUCCCACACCACCUACUCCCUCUCCACCCACACCCAAUCCCAAUCUCUGCUAUCGUCGCUACUGUCGCAAGUGGCGCACUCGCCCCAGCUAUCUAUGCUACAAGAACUGUGGCGGCGACUAUGUCUACAAGCCCUAA